AUUAAACACGAAACUUUUCUACUCUUUAUGCUUCCGCUGGCGUUGAUCUUUUACUCUUUUCCUACCACUUUUCCGCUCACCUUCCACUGUAUUAUAAAAUGAGCCAGAUUUAGUGCAGGUGCUGAAUCCGCUGGACGCGGUGUGCAACAUGCCCCGACCGGACGCUAUAUGUGUGAGCAAUCUGCGUAGUGCAAGCCGAGUGGAUAAGGCCGUCCUCACCGAGCGGCCAGAUGUGAAGAUUUUCCUACCGUUCCGAUUCUACUUCUACCGGGUGGAGGAACUGUUCGCGCCCAACACGUACAACAAAUUCCUAGUUGUUCCGGGAGGCGAUCAUCUAAUAUCACUGAUCGAUGAAAUUUCCUACGUGUCACCACCAUCUCCGAUGCUUUCCCAGAUCGAAGACAUCCCACCAGAACAGUUCUGCAACGGCGAUAACAGACCUCCAGAUUGCGGUCAGAACUGCAUGUGCACCCACACGAUUGACAUCCCGCUGAAUGCGAUCGUAGAAAUUGUCCUUGUAGAUGAAGUCCAACAAGACAAUCUAAGCCAUCCGUUCCAUCUGCACGGUCACUAUUUCAACGUAAUCGGUAUGGGCCGAUCGCCCGACACCACCGUGAAAAAGAUCAAUCUGCGCCAUGCUCUCGAUCUCGAUCGACGUGGUCUACUGAAUCGGCAGUUCAAUCUUCCCCCGCUGAAGGACACCAUCGCUGUCCCGAACAACGGCUACGUCGUGCUGCGGUUUAGAGCCAACAAUCCAGGCUAUUGGUUGUUCCAUUGUCACUUCCAGUUCCACAUCGUGAUCGGCAUGAAUCUGGUCAUCCACAUCGGCACGCAGGCCGAUCUACCUCCAGUGCCACCAAACUUCCCACGAUGCGGAAACCACAUACCUCCCAUUCGGUUCAACUGAAAUCGAUCGCCAAGCGGGCGGUCGGCGCCAACUAGAAUGUGAAGGAAGAAAAAUUAGGACACUUCUGUAGAGCUAUUAUUUACAUAGUUUGAAACUUCCGUGAAGAAGCAGAACCUUCCGUGCAAGUGUGCUGAUACGUAAGCGCUUCUUAGUCGUAAUGUAGUGAAUUUUGUAACUGUUUUACUUCCGUUCGCUUGCUACAACUAGUUAUUGAUCAUUUAAUUAUCUGCUGUAAACUGUUAAUAUCUUUUGUAGACUAUUUUUAUAUGUUUAAUUAGGUUAUAUACAUCCAGUCCAGUUAAUGCAGUCAAUCAAUUAACAUUUUCUUUUAUUAUUUGUUACCUAUAAUGAUGUUUUUAUUAAUCGCAAUACUUCAUAACUUUCUGUUUAUUUCGAACGAUUUAAAUUCAAAACAGCACAUGAUCUUGAAAAAGUAACAUAGUUUAGCUUACUGAAAAUGUCAUGAGAUACGAAAAAACUUCUAUCGAAAACAUAAAUAUAUAUUUAUGUAAAAAAUUACAAAACAAGAAUUAGGUAAUUUACAAAAAUCGCAUGAUUGAGAAUAAGAUACUUAAAGAGUUCCAAAUUUAUUUACACAAAGAUUACGUAUCAUCAAAUUUCACUAAAGCUAAUAUUACACUUUUCAUAUGCAUCAUCCAGUAUCACUAAGCAAGACAAGACGCUCAUUUAUCUCAUCUUAUUUAAUCUUAUCGUAUUUGAAUAAUAUUUGAAGUAUCUGAAUGGCGUAUGAAUUGUAGCAAAAUAUUGUCGAGCACAACACCGAAAGCACAGAAGUCAAGCCAUUAAAAUGAAAUUUUAUAGACUAAUACACCAAUUACACACACUAGCUUUUUGUGGCCAAAAAUCAACCUGAGAGGCUGGUGGGUUCACCUUUGUCAAAUAGAUUAUUCAAUUUUUUUUCGAUCGAGGAACAGCUCAUAACGCUUGAUUAACGCAAAGGGAUUAGAAUAACAAGAAGACGACAUAUCUUGGGCCCUAUUCUCACAGUCACGUCACCUAGUGACUAGAAGGAAAUUUUGUUCUAGUCACUAGGUGACGUGACUGUGAGAAUAUGGCCCCUUGUUAGGAAUUCCAAUGUAACUGUCCGAACGAACAUGAAUCCUGUUAAACGGGGAUAUUUUGAGCAACUUUAUCGGCGAUAUUCUAUUCCACUAAGCUCCAAAAAAAUUUCAUGAAUCAUAAAUUUUGAUUUCAAAACAAUACAUUUCCGUUAAAAACAAGACAGACUGGAAUUCCAAGUCAUGAUUUGAUGAUUUAGGCCAUUUUACUGUAAAAUUAAGCUCUAUCGAUGUUUGUAAUAAAAGAAUAAAUUAUUUAUCACUUAAUGACCCUGCUGGGUCAUUAAAUGGAGAAUAAAAUUCCUGUUUUCUUGCAUAAAUCGAUAGAGCACAGAAAAAGGGGUCAAGGUAAUUGAAUGGAAGGUGUAAUUAAUUCAAUUUCAUAAAAUAAUGUGGUUUUUGUUUGAAUCGAAAUUGAGUCGGGUUCAAACCCCAACUGCUGUCAGAAUGUAUGAACUGACAGUGGUUAGAACGUGACUCAGUUUUGGGGUCAAGCAAAAACGGCAUAAUUUUCAUUUAUCGUUUCAUGUACAAAUAAGUCAAAAACCUAGUAACGCAAACUGCAUCGGAAAAAACGAAAAACAACAUAUGGUUUAAUGACCCAAAUUAGAUAGCGUCUCCUUAUUAUUCGAAUCUCCCUAAUCCAGAGUAUCAUGUAAUAAACUACAUUGUUCAUUCAUCAAGAAAGACUCUCAUACCAGUUGAUAAAUCUUUCACCAUCGAAAGCGGGUCAAACCAAAAUUAUUCCUUCCAAAAUUGUAUACAUAGAGCUCACGUCGAUGGGCUUUCUCAUAGCCUAUAUGUAUAAAGAAGUACGUGUAGAUAUUUGAAUAUCCUACCACAAGACACGUGGGAUCAGAGGACAGAUUGCGUCAUGUGUACCGCCCACAUGGGAACAAAGAACGGAAACGGAUUCUGUACCACCCACAAACGUGAUUAGAAUAAUGGUGAGAAACUUGCACCUGUCGCAAGUUAAUUGAAAGAUGAACCGAUAGAUAUGAAUACAAGUUGUAGAAGAUAUUAAAUUGAAAAUUAAAUGGGAUCUAUCAUGAUAGAUUAUGCUGACAGCAGAUAUAGCUUCGGUAGGUAGAAUUAAUUAACAUACCAACACGGCACUGUAUGCAAAAAGAACAGCAAAACUCAGAUCAGAAGAAAACCAAUCCAAAUGAAUUUCGGCACAUUCGGGAGAGAGUGUGUAUGUUUCGAAAUUAAUUGUGAUAAGAUUGUUCUCUAAAGCAAUCCCAUCUGACUUUCGUGUUUGUAUUUAAAUACCUGAUGGAUUGUGGAAAAAUGUGUACGCGUGGAAAACAAUAAAAAUCUUUUUGAGACGAUAGUAGUUUAA
Molecule: messenger RNA, 3328 nt
Organism: Topomyia yanbarensis
Lineage: Eukaryota; Metazoa; Arthropoda; Insecta; Diptera; Culicidae
Exons: 5
Coding region: 149-907 (252 amino acids)
Biological process (GO): iron ion transport
Cellular component (GO): plasma membrane
Molecular function (GO): copper ion binding; oxidoreductase activity
Source: RefSeq, a predicted model, not a curated record